AUGCACAUUCCAACAGUGCGAUCCCUGAUGAAGGCCGCUUACUUACGAAUUUGUCAAGGCGAAUCUGUUCCACCAGGCCAAGCUGCACUGCUACUUUCUGUUUUUGCUCUUGGCGCAUUUUUCUGUCAAAAUUUGGAUAAUCAUAAAAUAGUGACAAGUGACCGUGAUGCUAGCCAACUUUCCAGCUUCUUGUGCAAGGAAGCUCUGGAUGUGUUGGACUAUUCGCAUCAGAAUGCUUCGGGCACUAUAGAAGACGUACAAGCGCUGAUUCUUAUGUGUUAUGUCACCUACCAUCUUGAUGGUUUUUCAGCAAGAUAUCGUCUGUUGCUGGCGCAGGCCUCCUCGAUUGCUAGGGACCUUCGUUUACACAGAUUAGAUGCCAAUGAUCAUUUAUCUGAGAACGCUGAGGUCAGAACCCGGGAGCUGGUUGAACGCGAAGUAAAAAGACGAGUUUUCUGGCAUAUAGCAGCAACAGACUGGUUACAGUCAGUCAUUUCUGGACCCCAAGAAGGUACAUAUUUUAUUCACCCACAACAUGUGAAUGUCCGACUCCCAAGAGAUUGCAACGACGAUGAAAUAUGCCUAGGUGAGAAUAAUGACCUAGUAGUAGAGCCUCAGCCAACUGGCAUGACCUUCUUUCUUGAAAGAGUUCGACUUUCACAUAUCUGCCGCGAAGCGACUGAUAUACUUCCAUUGGAGACAUCAAAACUGGUACAAAUUCCCUAUGAGCAGAUCAUUCUUUUAGACAAGAAGUUCCAAGAUUUUUUUUCAAGUUUACCAUUUUUCUUUCGAAUUGAUUCUGAAAGUCGCCAAAAAAGCAAGCUUCUCGAGAUUGUUUACACCAACAUUGGCAUUAUGCGAUACUGUAUUACAACAGCGGCUCAUAGCAGACGAUGUAGACUGCAUCAAAGAUUUCUCCUUAGGCAGUUCUUCAAUAACAGUUAUGCUUACUCAAGGAAAGCGUGCUUAGAAUCGGCACGAGCAAUCAUUCAGAUCCACGAGGAUCCACUACGAAAGGAGGACUCGACACCUAGGACAAAGGCACAGACGGGCAUGGCAGUGCACUUUAUACACCUAGCGCUUGUGGUCAUGGUAAUGGACUUAUGCAUUAAUAAAGAUAUACCUGGCGAGGAAGGAAGAAAGGAAGAAGUAAAGGCAACUUUGGAAAUACUUGAAAGGGCCAGAGAUAUUUCUCCCAUUCUUGGACGAUCAUUAGACUCGCUCUAUGAGGUUUUACGGAAGUAUAACGUUUCUCUGUCGGUAACAUUAUCCGCAGAUGCAAAGGAAGUGCCUGAACUUACCCCAGAUACUGAAAUUGGCAGCCUCGAUCCUUUGUAUCAUGUGUACAUGCAGUCGACCCAGCUUGAAUUACACGGAUUGGGUCCGGGUACCAAUUUCGAUGGGGUUUCACAAAACUCGCCUCAAUUUGAAGCCAACCUCGACUUGAUUACUUGGGAUAACCUUUUCUCGGCGGUGGAUUCACGACCUUUUUGA
This is a messenger RNA of Talaromyces proteolyticus, 1494 nucleotides long. Its product is annotated as fungal-specific transcription factor domain-containing protein. Gene Ontology annotation, molecular function: DNA binding; zinc ion binding. The coding region runs from base 1 to 1494 and encodes 497 amino acids. The record is from RefSeq and is a predicted model, not a curated record. Gene Ontology annotation, biological process: DNA-templated transcription. NCBI's taxonomy places the organism in Eukaryota, Fungi, Ascomycota, Eurotiomycetes, Eurotiales, Trichocomaceae. The transcript has 2 exons.